Hevea brasiliensis (rubber tree) is the source of this 1295-nucleotide messenger RNA. RefSeq lists its product as uncharacterized. The record is from RefSeq and is a predicted model, not a curated record. The transcript is spliced from 3 exons. Lineage: Eukaryota; Viridiplantae; Streptophyta; Magnoliopsida; Malpighiales; Euphorbiaceae. The coding region runs from base 9 to 368 and encodes 119 amino acids.
GGGUUGAUAUGGAUACUGAAGAUGAUGAUAAUCCACCUGGACUGCUGGAAAGAAAUACUGAGAAGGCCAUACCUGAACUCUUGGAGGAUAAUCUGCCUCAGGUUCCUCCAAAAGAUGGGAAGAGAUGGGAUGCUGAAGAGGACCAUUCUGCACAAGGAGUGAAAGAAUUAGGUAAAAGUAAAUGGUCAGAUGAUUUAGAUGAAGAUGAUACAGAAGGGUAUGAAAGAAUGAAGGGCAAUUUAAAUGCUCUUUCUGGGUUAAUUCAAGCAGAUGGAAAGCAAGGAAAAUCCGUGCGUUGGGCGACCAGGUUACCAUUAUGUUUAGUGCUUUUGUUGUGUGGUGUUAAUGCUGUGCAAUUUCUGUUUUAGGGACCUUAUUAGAUGCCAAUGACAAUAAUUGGACUAUAUUUGUGAGUCAAAGAAAGAUUACAAACUCUAUUAAAUGUGAUGAUAUUAUCGAGCAUCUACAAGCAAGUUUUAAAAGGCAUUUUCAAGCAUGUGAUGCAUAAAACAAGAUUAUGCACUGGACCGUUUGAAUGGAAGUAAGAAAGUAUUGGCAUACUAGAUCCUAAACUGUAUUUAAAAUCUGGAUCUUCUAUAUUUCCUCAAGGAUGCUCAGGAUUCAAGCUGUUGUUUCUUCAGGCAUUUCUGUAUUAUGGAUUUAGAACAUUUUUCUCUGCCCUAGGAGGCUGUGUCACAUUUUCCAUUUUCCCUCCUUUUCUUGUUUCUUUGUCCCAACCUUUUCCCAUAACCAGUCGUAUCAUUGUAUUGCAGCAUUAUAAUGUUAGUGAACAUUCUUUUUUUUUUAAUAAAACUCCUUUCCUUCUUACAACUAUUUUGCUUGUCCAGGUUGGCAAUACUGGUUUUUCUAUAGGUGCAGCAAAGGCAAAUGUGCGGUCUUUAGUGAUUGGACCAGGUGCUGGAUACAAUUUGAAGUCCAACCCAUUACCCAAGGAUGGAAGCCUAACAUCAACCCAUAGUAUGGGCGAGUCGAGGAGACAGAGCACUUUCCAAGAACGACUCCGAGCAGAACACGAGUCCUUUAAAGCUGUUUUUGAUAAGAGGAGAAGACGGAUAGGGGGACUUGAUUUAGAGGAGGAAUAAUAAUAUAUGUUGUGAUUCUAUGCUCAAGCAGUUUUUGAUGUACUUAAUUUUUUGUAUUCUUUGCAGGUUCCUUGCUGUUGUCUGUAAUUAUUGGGUUGAGGAAAAAAAAUAGUGGUCAUUUCCUGCAUGUGUAAUUUAAACAAAAAACAAAACUAUUCAAUUGGUAGAAAUAAAAUAUUUUAUCUACCACCA